Molecule: messenger RNA, 2223 nt
Organism: Trachymyrmex septentrionalis
Lineage: Eukaryota; Metazoa; Arthropoda; Insecta; Hymenoptera; Formicidae
Product: glutathione synthetase-like
Exons: 7
Coding region: 111-2189 (692 amino acids)
Biological process (GO): positive regulation of mitochondrial translation; glutathione biosynthetic process
Cellular component (GO): cytosol
Molecular function (GO): ATP binding; glutathione synthase activity; glutathione binding
Source: RefSeq, a predicted model, not a curated record
UACAAUUUGGAAACUUUAGCUUAUGGAUUAUUGGAUCAACAGUUAUACAUUCCUAGUAAAAUCUCUACAUCAACUAGUCAAAUUAGAAGCUCACAGUUCAGUUUGGAAGAAUGGAGGAAGACAAACAAGCGACAAUGAAAUUGCCCAUUCCGCUGGAAUUAUCAAAAGAAGAAUUAGAAGAAUUAGUAGAUAAAGCAAAGGAUUGGGCGCUUAUACAUGGAAUAUGUUUGAGAUCGAAAAAAGUUUUUGAUAGAGAUAUCUUACAAUUCGCACCAUUUACGCUUUUUCCAUCACCCUUUCCCCGAGAGGAGUUCUAUAAUGCCUGUGAUAUUCAGAUCAUUUUGAAUAUACUCAUACAUAGAGUAGCUCAUGAUUAUGAUUUUUUGAAAGAUACUUUGCGUGAGACUAUAAAAGUGGACGAUUUUACUAAAAACUUAUUUAAUAUCUAUAAGAUUAUUCACAAGGAAGGUGUUGCUCAGAAAAUAUCUCUUGGCAUAUUACGCUCAGAUCUAAUGUUAGACACAAGUUGUCCCAAGAAAGAUAUUAAAAUGCUCAAGUCUCACUGCUGCUGGAAGCAAGUUGAGAUAAAUACAAUUGCUUCUGGAUUCGGUUGGUUAGGACCUGCAUCUACGCAGCUACACAAGUUUGUCUUGCAGGAACUUGGCUAUACGGCUGAACUGAAAAAUCUUCCUGAAAAUAAUGCUCUACAAACACUUUGUUCUAGUUUCAUAGAAGCAUGGAAUUUAUAUGGCAAUCCACAAGCAGUUAUUUUGUUCGUUAUUGAAGACACUACAUAUAAUAUUUGCGAUCAGCGCUUUCAUGAAUAUGAAAUUCGUAAGCAAAAUUCAGAUAUAAAAGUAAUUCGUAGAAAUUUAACGCAAUUAGUGACUACUGCAAGACUGGGUCCCAAUAUGGAGCUAGUAGUAGGUAGUUAUGUCGUAGCAGUAGUUUACUACAGGUGCGGUUAUGAACCUGGUCAGUAUCACACUCAAAAAGAAUGGGAUGUAAGGUUGCUAAUUGAGAGGUCAUUGGCGAUCAAAUGCCCGAGCAUUCAAUAUCAUUUAGCUGGUACAAAGAAAGUUCAACAAACUCUUGCAAAGCCCGGUAUGGUUGCACGUUUCUUAAAAGAUGAAAAAACUGCAGCAAAAGUUAAAGAAGUAUUUACUGGUCUUUAUCCGUUGGAUUUUGAUGAAUUUGGAAAUGUUGCUGUAGAUAUGGGUAUUUCAAACCCUCAUCGUUUCGUGUUAAAACCGCAGAGAGAAGGCGGUUGUAAUAACUUGUAUGGGACAGAUAUCAAAAAUUUUCUAGAAUCUGUAAAAUCUAAACAAAAUCGAGUAGCUUGGAUUCUUAUGGAUCGAAUUUAUCCACCUGUGCACAGAAAUUAUGUUGUGAAAUGUGGAAAUGGAAAUAUGAAUUUAGAAAUGAAAGAACUAGUCUCAGAGUUAGCUUUACCUGAUGUUAUACAUGCGGUGGCCAAAUAUGAAGUGGGAUAUGAACCACGAGAGAUCUUUUUCUUCCGAGAAGGUAGCAUUGUUAUGUGGAAUAUUUCUGAUCUCGAAUGUGGCAACGUAUUACAAUUUUUGAGACGUUACGAGCAAAAUCGUUACACAGAAGAAUUAGUUCAAACCGAAAGCGAGUUAAUGAAUUAUAUUUAUGCGGAUCCCGGGAAAAAGAGUCACUUGAAGGAUGGCGAUAUUAUCCUGGCACAGGAAGCAGGAAAUUUGGAUAAGUACACGUUUUCCAAUGCCAUGGCACAAUCUGUCAAGUUAGGCAUAUGGGAGGCAUCGUUAAAUCGUUAUGUUGAUUCAAUUGAAUUUGUUACGGAAGAUCUAAAAAUUGGUAAGAAGAUUCAGAUGACGCAGCACGAGGUGUUGAGAAAACAGGGUGAAUUGUUCGCUCUCAGACACCGUAUCAAUUUAACGUCGGAUCUGUUGGAUACACCUGAUUUCUACUGGGAACGAGACGAUUUGGAAAGUUUGUAUCAACAAACCUGCGGAUAUUUUAGCAUCGCGAAACGUACGAAAGUGAUGAACGAGAGAUUAAAUCACUGUUUGGAACUGGUGAGCAUCUUGUCGUCGCACUUGAGCGAUCGUCAUCAUGUACGUUUGGAAUGGAUGAUUAUCAUACUUAUUAUGGUGGAGGUCGCUUUCGAAGUUUUGCAUUACAUCGAUCGGUAUCUUGUAAAAUAGUGACCUAAUAAUAAUAAAUAACACCGUAUACAAA